AUGUCGACUAAUAAAAAGCUACUCUUAAGAGUAUUGGAUGGCAAUCAUGGCCAAAAUUAUAAUAUCAAAGAAUCUAAACAAGAUAUAGGCGGAAAUAACGAGUUUGUUAAAUACAUAUAUACAGUAGAUGAUAGUUAUGUAGCAAUGACAGUAUUGUACAGUGACAAGUUGAUUGCAAAAGAAACAAAUGUUAAAAUUGAUGAAAUAAUUUUAAAAAACACUAAAAAUAUAUCUUUUGACGGUCAAAGAUACGACAGAAUUUCUGUAUAUUACACCAAAAGAAACGUUGCACUUUUAGUUGAAUUCACAAAAGAAUUAAGUACUGAGUGGUUUGUUAGAAAAGAUCAAGUCGGAGUAUACUGGGCAUGUGAAAACUUAAAUUAUGAAGGAAAAGGUGGUUUAGAAAAUAAAUUAAGAGAAAUAGAAUUCAAUAUUAAAGGUAAGAUAUCAUAUUUACUCGAUAAAAAUUCAAGUUACAGUGAUUAUGUAGAAUUUUCAAAUGAAAAUGUUUUGAUUGAUGAAUUUAAAAAAUGUAUUCAUAAACCUAGAAAUGAAAAAUUUAGUUCUACUCUACUAUUAUAUAAGGGUGCCCUUAUAGAAUCUAUGAAAUCAGACGAAUUAGAAAAAAUCACAGAAAUAGAGGAACAAGCAUAUGAAAGUGUUACUGUGUAUUUUGGAGUUAAAUUAAAAAUUGAAAAUGAUUUUCCUCCUUUGAUUAUAAAAUUAACUAAAUCGCAAAAUAACUUCAAUCAAUAUUACGUUAAUAAAACAUAUAAUUUAAAAUCAUACUGGGAUAAAAUAGAUGAUUUAUCCACUAUCGAUGGAGAAAAACAACUUAUAAACCAAUUAAAAAAGGCUCAAUUCGACUUGGUUCAGUCAGUAUUAAUAUUGAUUGAUGAACAGAAAACUGUACAAUAUGAUAAUGGAAAAUUUUCCCAAAUUAUUAAGGAGAAUAAAAUAAAUUCAGUAAUGGGAAAAAAAGUGAGUGUUAAGAAAAGUGAUAACAAUAAAUUUAAUUGUUUAAAAUCUUACAAUGUUGAGAUAUAUGAACAUGAUAUCUCAAAGUCAGUUGUGUCGUAUGAAUAUGGGUCUAAAAAAAUGUUUGGUUUGAGGUUUUUCUUCAAUUGCAAUAACAAAUGUUCGGAUUUAGAAUUAUACAUCAAUAAUGAAACUAAUGACGCCAGUAGAGAAUAUUUAUAUUAUGAAAAAACCAAGGAUACAUUAUUUGUUUUCUUUUAUGAAAGAGACCCUAGACCUUUACUAUUUUGUUAUGAUAAUCAAGUUUUUAGACCAUGUUCUCUGGAAAAUUAUAAUAAAAAAUGGGUUAAAGUACAAAAUUUAAAUAAUGUUACAUGUGAAAGCGAUAUUUCAAAUAAUAAACUUUUAAAAAUUUUAUUAAAGGUAACUUAUAUGAUGAACCCUGUGCGAAUAGAUAGGGGUAUAAAAGUUGAUGAGAGUGAUUAUUAUGUAACACAACCAUUGAAUGAUCCAGCAAAAACUCAAGUUAAAAUCAAAGUUAGUUGUUCAAAAAUGGGUAGUUAUAAACUUUAUACACAUAGCCCAGGAAAUCCAAGUUAUGUUUUGGGAGAAGUCAGUCAUGGUAUAAAUAAACUAUUUAAAAGUUAUGAAGAGUAUCAUGGAGAACUAUCCCAAAAACAUAAAAAUAAAUUUCCACAAAAAGUUUCUACUUAUUAUCAUGAAAAUGAUGAUGGUCGUAAUUGCCCAUUAAUGAUUGUGUUGGAAUAUGAUAGAAAUAUUGGAAGCGGUAUUACAAAUAAUACCAGUGAAUAUUACAAGCUUACUUCUAAAAAAUGGCCUAUGAAUUGGACAAAGAUACAGGAUAACAAUAUUGAGGGGAUUGAAAAUAUAAGUUACAAUGACUCUGAAUCAAGUGCUUUAACAAAAAAGCUGGAUGAAAUCUUAAAAGAGCUUGAUAUUAAUUAUAAUAAGAAAAGUGAUUUUUACAUCUAUUCCAGAGAUGUUACAAAAUAUCCGGGUAUACCACCCUCGGGCAAUCUUAAUGAUGAUAGUAGUAGUGGAGCAGUGGCAGGAACUAUUACCACGCUAAGUUUGGCUGGAGCAGGUGGCGGAUUUUUGUUCUAUAAAUAUCAAGCUAUUGUUAUGUCAUUUAUAAGAAGUUUGUUUCAUUAA
Messenger RNA from Theileria orientalis strain Shintoku, 2151 nucleotides. RefSeq lists its product as hypothetical. Bases 1 to 2151 code for a protein of 716 amino acids. The record is from RefSeq and is a predicted model, not a curated record. The transcript has a single exon. NCBI's taxonomy places the organism in Eukaryota, Apicomplexa, Aconoidasida, Piroplasmida, Theileriidae.